AUGUCGUCUCUCCAACCGGUUGUGGGGCUCCCUCCACUGUCAGCCAUCGCCGCUGUUGACCCUAACCCGGCGCCUGCUUCCAGCUCCAUUGUUGGCAACGUUGCGUCGGUUAGCUCAUCCUCAACCAUUGAGUACCGAGAUGCACGCAUCAAAGAUCCAAUACCCAAGAAGCUGAAGGGCCACAAGGGCAGUCUCAGUGGCAACUUUGGCAUAAUACAAUUGGAAUUGGGUAGCCAUGAGUCGUCACUUGAACGUGAUGAACUUGCCAAACGUGCAAGCGAAAGCACGGAACUGGCUGCCAUGCGUGCCUACCAGAGCAACCACGGCACGUCCUCUACUUCCUCUACGAAGCGCUUUGUCCGUGUACCGGAUGAUCCUGGCGCCUGGGAUUCGUAUUAUGCCCCAACAGCCCAAACUUCUGGUCAACCGGCAUCUCCGGCGUCAGUACCUCAACCACUCAUGCCGGCAGACAUAAAGAGCGAACAGACUCGCCUUUUGACCCUACUCCGGGAUCUUUCUCCUGCUUCGGUCGUGGAUCAGAUUUGCAAGGCACUUUCUUACUUUGGGGGAACACCUGGUGCAGCGCCACCCUCUGACGGUAUUUUCCCUGGAAGUGAACUUGCAAACGGCCCUGGGAGCGCCUUUGUCGGUUGGAUAGCCGAGAUCUUUCCCAAGUUAGCCAACGAGGCGUCUACCACCUCAAAAUCCUUACGGAAGCCCCAUCCUUCUGGCCUUUCUGCACUCGCACCUGGUAACUUGGCCGAGACAGUCUCCGGCGCCGUUGCAGCCUCUUCCGCCGGGCUCAAGCCCAAUACAAAUCCUACCACGUCAACUGAUACGACCCAUAUUGUUCACCAAGCCACUAUCAUCGACGGCACCACUCCCUCCACAGAGAAAAGGCGGAGGGGAAGACCCAAGGGAAGCAAAGCUACCAAAGCGCGACGUGACAAGGGCAUAAAAAAAGGGCCAGUCAAAGAUCGGAAAGCUUUGGCGGCCGCCGCCGCUGCCGCUUCGGUUUCCUCGAAGGCACUGUCUACGGCCCAGGAUCCCCGCCUCGACCUUCAGACGACUUCGAUAGCCAAUGAGAAUCACGGGGAUGACAGCUGGGUUGACGUUGACGAUGACAACAUCCUAGAUGUUCCCACUUCCGUGGGGAAUGGCUUGUUUUUUUCAACAGAUACGAAUGCUAGCCUUCCUGCAGACUCGCAUCUCAGCUCAGAACUAGGGAUGAGGCAGGCUUCGGAUGUGAGACAGGAUGCUGCCAAGAUCGUUGAUUCUUUUACUGCACCAGGCUCUCUUAAGGAAACAGGAAAGAAGAGAGGAAGGCCAAAAGGCUCGAAAAAUCGCCCCAAGGCACCGGCGACGGACACAACGAACGAAACGCCAAGCGCAAGUGGUCCUGCCACCGUCACCCCAAUCCCGCCCCCGGUAGUGCCCGGCGCCCCAGUUACUUCGAAAUUGCCAAAAGCGAAGAAGCAGAACGCUUCCGCUGCAAAAUCCCCGACGCUUCUCACACAGACUGUGCAUACCGGGGCAAGCAAUAGCCAUGAAAUAAAUAUAGAACCUCAACAGCUGCAAGGAACUUACGACCUCCAGAGCGCCGCGGCGGAUGUCCAUCACAUGACGUUGGCACCAAGCGACACGCUUACUUCGGCAGUGAACAAGAGAAAAAGAGCCAAGGUUCCGAAGCAAGACAGUACGCCCACAGACUCAGCAGAGGCCAAUGCCUCAACUGACGGAGCGGUUAGCGUUCCAAAUUCUCGUAAUAGCAGUCACGUUGGCCACCAAUCAGAUCAUCUACACGGCAUGUCGAGACCACCCAAAAAACAGAGGAAAGUGAUUGACACAAGCGCGUCAGUCCAACCUGGUGUUGAUAGCAAUUCCUCGCCUGGUCCUGACAUUAUUUCAAGUAGUACCACCGGUGCUUUUGGACAGGCUGAGGCACCCUUAAGUAGUGAUACGUCGAUAAUGCCACCUCUCGAUUCCGGCACCGGGACAAACGGAGAAUUCAAUUCAGCCGCCUUUGAAGCCCUAUCGAACCAUUUAGAACACGAUGCUCCUGUAGCACUUCCAGGACAGCAUCAACAGAACCACAACGACGGCCUGUCUGCCCUCCGCAAUCAACAAAUACCAACGCAGAACACACAGUCCCUCCAGCAACCACCACUCGUCGCGCAGAAGACGAUAUCUUUGACUCCACAAUUCCAUACCUCUGAUCACAUUCAGGGCCUAGGAAGUGCAGCGAAACAUCAUUCGCAACAACAAGUUUCUCAACAGCAAGGGAUCCAGGAUCAGCCAGGACACCAAAUGCAGCAGCUGCACUCGCAUCAGCAUGUAUCUAACCAUACUGGCUCAUCUAUCUCCUCGCAGCACAGUUCCCAGUCGCAAAUGGCCGCAUCGCUGUCAACAGGCUCACUUGCAACUCAGCAGUUGCCACGCCCAGAUCAAGUCCCACAAACAUACUAUACACAGGGUAGGACAGCAAGAAACAGCCAGUUCAACCAAUCCCUUCCACAGCCACUGCAGCACCUGCAGCACCAGCAGCAACGUCAACCACAGGAGAAACAUCAUUUUGGUUCGCAAUAUCAAUCUCAAGGUCCCUACGCAUCCCAGCCACAGCAACACCAAUCAUUUGCGCCCCCACAGCGUCAAUCUUCCCAAAAUACUGGCUCGAGCUCUCCGGGAAUGUUGACCGAUAGCAACGCUCAUCGCUCGCCGCAGUUUGCGGCUCCAAAUGCCACUACCAUUCGAUCUGGGCACGGGGGGUAUGGGACCCAUCCUUCUGCUGGGACAAUACACUUUAAUCCUUCUACAUACGAACAGAAUCGGCGCCAAAGCUCAACCGCUUCGCCCUCCUUGGGCCACACAUAUGGUACGGCGGGGACAACAGCACAUGCAUUAGGCCACCAAGGCCCGCCUUCUUUUGUGAGCACACGGCCACAACACUCGCCGGGCGCGGCACACUCGCAUGGCGUGGGUGUUUCGCAAGGGAUGCAGAGCUUUCACGGUUUCGACAGCCCUUCUCUAUUCGACGGCAUCAGCCUUGAUACGACAGGCAGUGGUGGUGGGCUUGGAUUAAGUAGUCCAACCACUUAUGGCCUAGGCGGAAGCGUGCCCAGGACAUCCGGUAACAUGAGCGGGUUUGGACCCUCAUCCUCCGCCAACUCGUUUGAUACGAGUAUAGGAGGCGCUUCGAGGGAUCGCUUUUAUGAUGUCCGGCGAUAA
Molecule: messenger RNA, 3225 nt
Organism: Sporothrix schenckii 1099-18
Lineage: Eukaryota; Fungi; Ascomycota; Sordariomycetes; Ophiostomatales; Ophiostomataceae
Exons: 1
Coding region: 1-3225 (1074 amino acids)
Source: RefSeq, a predicted model, not a curated record